This is a messenger RNA of Paramormyrops kingsleyae, 7140 nucleotides long. The record is from RefSeq and is a predicted model, not a curated record. NCBI's taxonomy places the organism in Eukaryota, Metazoa, Chordata, Actinopteri, Osteoglossiformes, Mormyridae.
AUGCGGAGGCUACUGCGAUCGUGUUGUUGGUGGAUCUUGUCUUUGAUUUUCUCAGCCUUCGUCCUUUUCUGGGCCGACUGUCACCCCGCUCUGACGGAGGGUCAGCCGGCAUCUUCGCCAGGGAGACAGCAUGAAGCCGGCAGGACGAGGAACGGCAGGGCAGCAGCGGAGUCCUACUGGGCCUACUCAGGUACAUAUGGGCCAGACAGUUGGGCCGCAGCCAACCCAGAAUGCCGGGAGAAGAACCAGUCGCCCAUCGACAUCAUCGACCAGGAUGCAAAGGUGUCCAAGGAGUACCAAGAGCUUACCUUAGAGUCUUCAAACAAAACCUCAAUGAAAAACACCGGCAAGACAGUUGCCAUCCUCCUGAAGGACGACUACUUCGUCAAGGGGGCCGGACUCCCUGGGCGCUUCAAAGUGGAGAAGGUCGAGUUCCACUGGGGUCAGAACGGUUCCUCUGGAUCAGAACACAGCAUCAACAGCAGGAGGUUCCCAGUGGAGAUGCAAAUUUAUAUGUACAACUCGGAUGAUUUUGAAAGCAUCAACAUGGCAAUUAAGGAGCGGCGAACCAUAGCAGCUAUGACUGUGUUUUUCCAGGUCGGGCUGAAUGAUAACCCGGCUGUGGACCCCAUCAUCCACGGGCUGAAAGGCGUGGUGCACCACGAGAAGGAGACCUCGCUGGAGCCCUUCAUCCUGAGGGACCUCCUCCCGUCGUCGCUGGGGAGCUAUUACCGCUACACAGGCUCGCUGACCACACCGCCCUGCAGCAAGGUGGUGGAGUGGAUCGUCUUCAGUCAGCCCGUCUAUCUGUCCCACCAACAGCUGGAGGCCUUUUACUCCAUAUUCACCACCGAGCAGCAGGACCACGUCAAGUCCGUGGAGUACCUGAGGAACAACUUCCGCCCCCAGCAGAGCCUCGACAGCAGGGAGGUGUACAAGUCUGCGGUCACGGACGCCUGGGCCGACCUGUCGGACAGCAUGGGGUACCCCUACGGCACGGAGUCAUCCAAAGUGUGCAGCAGCCCCCCCAUCAACAUGAAGGUGCAGCCUCUAAACCGGACAGCCCUGCUGGUCAGCUGGACCAGGCCCGAGACGGUCUACCACCCACCCAUCCUGAGCUUCAUGGUCUCCUACAGCUGGACCAAGAACGACGAGUCUUACGAGAAAACCUUCAUGAAGGACAGCAGCCAGGACCUGAGGGCCGUCAUCACCCAUGUGUCCCCCGACAUCUUGUACCUGUUCCGGGUGCAGGCCGUGUGCCAGAAGGACAUGCGCAGUGAUUUCAGUCAGACCAUGCUCUUCAGGGCAAACACGACCAGGAUUUUUGAGGGAACGAGAAUUGUGAAAACAGGAAUGCCCACUGCCUCCCCAGCAUCCUCUGCAGAUAUGGCUCCCAUCAGUUCGGGGUCCUCCACCUGGACCUCCUCCGGCCUCCCAUUCUCCUUCGUGUCUAUGGCGACAGGCAUCGGGCCGUCAUCCAGUGGCAGUCAGGCCACGGUGGCGUCGGUGGUGACCAGCACCCUGCUGGCAGGGCUGGGCUUCAGUGGGGGGGUCAUCUCCUCCUUCCCCAGCUCUGUGUGGCCCACGCGAGCCCCGCCCCCGGCCCCCGCUCCUACCCGUCAGGUCGCCAAGACCGUCACUCCCGUCGCCGAGUCGGUGGCCACCCAGGCCUCAGACACUGACAGUACUGCCAAGGACCAUGAGGGCGGUGCCAGUGAGGGCGACAAAGAUGGCAAGAGCGAGGGAGAGGAAGGACAGAGGGAGGGAGAGGAGGAUGAGGAUGAUGAGGGAGAGAAGGAGACUGUGCGGGACAGGAAUAUAGUGCCCGCAGAGGGCGAGGCAAAGGAGGAGGGCAGUGUAGCCAAAGAGCCCCCAUCAGCCGCCCCAGCCUCAACUGCUAAAGAGAAAGGACAGCGCAAUGCGAGUGCCACUAGUGACCAGCUUCAGAAGAGCGCAGCUCCCCCUACAGGGCCUUCCUUGAAUGACACCUCAGCAAUCCAGCCUUCUGACGUCACCACACGUUCCUACAGUGGCCCAGAGAAGAACAAUUGGCCUUUCGUCUUUCACACAGAGAGGAGCACAGUGUCCAACAUGAAGAGCCCAAUCUAUAGCUCCAGCAAGAUGGAGUGGAUAAUCCCCUUGGUUGUGGUGUCAGCCCUCACCUUCGUCUGCCUGGUCCUGCUGCUCGCCGUGCUGGUCUACUGGAGGAGGUGCUUCCAGACGGCUCACUUCUACGUGGAGGACAGCAGCUCCCCCCGUGUGGUCCCCAACGAGAGCUUCCCCGUCAUCCCCAUCCCAGAUGACAUGGAGGCCAUUCUAGUGAAGCAUUUCAUCAAGCACGCCACAGAGCUUUACUCCAAUGAUCAGCAUGGAUUUUCUGAAGAUUUUGAGGAGGUGCAGAGAUGCACGGCCGACAUGAAGAUCACGUGGGAGCAUUCCAAUCACCCCGACAACAAGCAUAAGAACAGAUACAUCAACAUCGUAGCGUAUGAUCACAGCAGGGUGAAGUUACGCCCGUUGGCUGGCAAGGACGCCAAACACAGCGACUACAUCAAUGCCAACUUUGUGGAUGGAUAUAACAAGCCCAAGGCCUACAUUGCUGCACAGGGACCUCUGAAGUCCACCUUUGAAGACUUCUGGAGGAUGGUCUGGGAGCAGAACACAGGGAUUAUCGUUAUGAUCACAAACCUUGUAGAGAAAGGAAGAAGGAAGUGUGACCAGUACUGGCCGACGGAGAACAGUGAGGAGUAUGGGAACAUCGUGGUGACGCUGAAGAGCGCCGAGGUGUACGCAUGCUACACGGUCCGGCGCUUUACAGUGCGCAACACAAAAGUGAAAAAGGGUCAGAAGGGGAACCCGAAGACCCGGCAGAACGAGCGGACUGUGAUCCAGUACCACUACACGCAGUGGCCUGACAUGGGCGUGCCAGAGUACACCCUGCCAGUCCUGACCUUCGUGCGGAGGUCCUCCGCCGCCCAGACACCAGACACGGGACCAGUGAUAGUGCACUGCAGCGCCGGCGUCGGCAGGACGGGGACAUACAUCGUCAUCGACAGCAUGCUGCAGCAGAUAAAGGAGAAAGGCACGGUCAACAUCUUGGGCUUCCUGAAACACAUCCGGACCCAGAGGAACUAUCUCGUGCAGACAGAGGAGCAGUACAUCUUCAUCCACGAUGCCUUGAUGGAAGCUAUUCUUGGCAAAGAAAGCGAAGUGCUUGCCAGUCAGCUCCACAGCUAUGUCAACAGCAUCCUCACGCCAGGCCUGGGGGGCAGGACACGUCUGGAGAAGCAGUUUAAGUUGGUGACCCAGUGCAACACCAGAUUUGUUGAAUGCUUCAGUGCCCAGAAGGAAUGCAACAAAGAGAAGAAUCGCAACUCUUCCGUGGUGCCAUCGGAACGAGCCAGGGUUGGCUUGGCACCACUUCCUGGAAUGAAGGGCACUGACUACAUCAAUGCCUCUUACAUAAUGGGUUACUACAGGAGCAAUGAGUUCAUCAUUACCCAGCAUCCCCUUCCUCACACCACUAAGGACUUCUGGAGGAUGAUUUGGGACCACAAUGCACAAAUUAUUGUCAUGUUGCCAGACAACCAGAGCUUGGCCGAGGACGAGUUUGUGUACUGGCCUAGUCGGGAAGAGGCCAUGAAUUGCGAGGCCUUCACCGUCACGCUCAUCAACAAGGACAGGCUGUGCCUCUCCAAUGAGGAGCAGAUCAUCAUCCAUGACUUCAUCUUGGAGGCUACGCAGGAUGACUAUGUCUUGGAGGUUCGCCACUUCCAGUGCCCAAAAUGGCCAAACCCUGAUGCUCCAAUCAGCAGUACCUUUGAGCUCAUCAACGUCAUCAAGGAGGAGGCCAUGACCCGAGAUGGACCAACCAUAGUGCAUGACGAGUUUGGAGCUGUCUCGGCGGGCAUGCUCUGCGCCCUCGUCACCUUGUCCCAGCAGCUGGAGAGCGAGAAUGCAGUGGGGGUGUACCAGGUGGCCAAGAUGAUCAACCUCAUGAGGCCUGGAGUGUUCACUGACAUUGAACAGUACCAGUACCUUUAUAAAGCUAUGCUCAGCCUGGUCAGCGCCAAGGAGAACGGAAUGAGCCCCAUGUCCAUGGACAGAAAUGGCACUAUUGUGAUUACAGACGAAUCGGACCCUGCAGAAAGCAUGGAGUCACUUGUUUGAAGAGGACUUUGGCACGAAGAGGCACUUAAUUUGUAAAACUUCAAGGACUAGACAGACUUUUUUGAGGCCUUUUUUGCCAGAAUCUUGGUUAAAUGGAAAAAGAACCUGAUUACUUUUUUACACUGAUAAAAAGUUUUUGAUAUUUAUUUUUGCCAUUUUAUGUCUUAAUGUUAUCCUACUGAGCGUUUGCACCUGUCUUUAAGUUCACACGACGAAACACAGUUUUCUCUAGUUUGCACUAUAAUGUCAGUGUUACUGCCUACAACCCAGUUGACAUUAUCGGUCACAAAUCCACGCUUUCCCGGUUGGUGGCCACGCCCCGCUUGUUUGUUUUCGGCCAAUUGGAGACGAGAAGCUUCGAUCACGCGCUCCCUGCCGCUGAACGCGCAAAAUGAGGAUGAUGACGCGGCCACUCCCUAUGCGCCGUGUUACCGAGUAGCUGUUCGCGGCCGUACAAGAUCAAUUGUACAGAAAAGUGGUGUAAUGGUUUCCAGGAGAAACAUAGCUUUGAAAACCACGGCGGGAGGGACUACCAUGCCCUGUUCAGUAACGACCUGUCUUGGACUAACGUUUGGCCUGGCAUAACCCUAUACAGCAUGCGAAGGGAAGCGGGUUAAGCUGCUCGGCGACUGGUCGCGCUGAUCUGGCCCACCUUGGAUUUCAGAGCUUAAUGUCUCCCAUCACUGGCUUAAUGUGCUUCAGAAAUCACAAUGGAAAAUCAUAUAACAGUAAGCAAUAGGGUCAUUAUUUGGCAUCCGAAUUUGAUUUCAUAUUUUUUAUUAAUAAGUCAAACCCAUAUUUUCAUUUUACAUGUGGCAUUUAAACCACUACUGUGAAAUGUACUUCUUUUUGCAGGCUUCUUUUUAAAAUAUAUCCUUAAUCCUCUUAACGUGUGGUUUUGUAGACUUCUUUUGUCGGCGAACCUUGGAACAGAUUCUCCUUGGUUCUCGCUUAAAGGAUUUGACACAGUGAAGACAGUUUGCUGCUCCCCCCUUACCCUCUAGCUGCCUCUAGGCUCACCUGUCUCUCUGUCGCUCCUUUUACGUGUCUUUCUACCAUGAAGGUAGCAUUCAGUGUUAACAUAUUAAAAAGAAAUAAACAUUUUGGUUUACUUAUAAAUCGGUGCUUACUGAAAACCGGAUGAGUGAAAUAGCUCGUAUGGAUAUAAUCAGAGACCACAGUUUUGUGUAAUUAAUAUACAUAAUUUCAUUGAAUUGUUUGCUUCCUUAGUUAUCUCAACCCAAGUGCAUUCAGUGUUGCCGAGAACGUUUAAAUUGCGCGUCAUUUCUCAACGUUUUGACCUCUGUGUCCCCGCCCACCUAUGAUUGUACCGUAUGUCAUGUAAAAUGUGCCCCCUACUAUGGUUUAAAUGGAAAACAAGGUGGAGAAAAAAGAAGAGCAGACACCGACCUCAUCUCUCGAGUGGUAUAUACACCGGCCCGAGGCCCAAGGUGACCUACCCAUCAUUCCUCUCCUGCUGUUUCAGAGGCGAAGUACUCCCAGCACAUUCAAGGUGGAGUCGCAAAACGUGCGGCUCCCUUCCCUGUGUCCGAAGGCCGCCACGCAUCAAGCGGCAGACUGUACUCAUUCCAGGCACAGUGGGACUCUGCGGCUUCAACCUAAAUGGGAAAGAAAAGGCUGUUAUCCUUUUGUCACACAGCACAACUGCCUUGGCGUUAUAUAUAUUUUUUUAUUUUUUUUAAGCAUAGCGACAUAUAACCUGGGGAAAAUAUAAUGCAUCAACUCUACCAAAGAUAUAAAUGCAUUUCAGAAAGGAAAACAAAGCUUUGUUUGGUCAUUUUUUAUAUUUCUGUUUAGUCGAGGUUGUGAUUAAAAUUAAACGAUUACAUGUGUGCUUGACAUUCAUUACUGGCAGAGGUGUGACAUUAUCGGCAUACUUAUACAGACUAUCUACUAAUUAAAUUGUAUUUCGUUGCGAAUUUUUAUUUAACUCAAUUAAUUUGCCACAGAAAUAUGUGGGAAUAGUUUACUCUUUUAAAGGUGUUUUUUCAGAGCCGCGGGUGCUUUUCUUAAUUUAACUGGAAAUAGAUAAAAAAAAUGUGAUGUUUUGAGGUGGAAUGUCAAGUCCGCCCUUCAUCAGUGUCACGCUGUGGCUGAUCUUUAAUCACGUACUGUUCUCUUUAUAUUAUUUGUUUUUCUGCAUACGGAUGUGGCUGAAAAUUGAGUUAUUCAGUAUUACCCAGUGAAAUGUUAUUUCCUUAUUUUCGUCUCCUUUUUAUCUCCUUACAAGGAGGCUGUUUAAUGAAGUCGCAGCUCCAACAUUUGGGGAUAGACGCGACUUUCGAUCAUUCGUCACCCUAAGCACUACUGAGUUACAAGCCACCGGUUUGGAUUUUUUUUUUAUUAUUGUAAUUUUUUGCUUACCAUCCCGAACAUUCCUUUUUGUUACAUACGCUAUGAAACAAACUCUAGUGUCUCAUAAAAUUAAAAAUGUACAUAUUUUGUUGUUCCAAUAACCAUCUUCUGGAAACUUUGUAUCUAUGGUAUAUAAUCAUAGAAUUUUAUAUUUUCGUAUGAAGCUAUUUUUUCCCUAGUUUCUGCUCCGUCAUUGUUCUGUGGUGAAUAUGUGGGGAAAAGUCUCUCUCUGUGCAUUGAGGUAGUGAUUGUCAUCACAUACCAAAAAAAUCCAUAAACAUCCAUGCCUAUACAUCUCCCUUUCUGGCAGUGAUUGUGGUACUUUUUAUUUCAUUUUCUUUUUCAGUUAUUAUUAUUAUUAUUAUUAUUAUUAUUAUUAUUACGUUGUCAGUGUGUGCAAUAGAAUAGAUCUAGUGAGUCACUGAAUAAGUUUGUCUCAUUGGCCCAUUUGGAAAAGGUGGGUGUUUCUCUUCUUUUGUAACCAGAAAAAAAUGUUUUGUUGAAAGCUAUAUAAAAUCAUUCUAUUAUAGUGUUAUUUAAUAUGUAAAUUGUAUUGCUAUACAUAAAAUAAAAUAUGGGUUUUGAUGUACUUUA